AUGGCUGCCCCGCCGGAGAUGCUUCUUGAUACUUAUUUUCCUCGUUCUUCUUAUUUUCACUUUUUUCGUUCUUCCCUCUUAUUCUCCCCUCUCAUUCUCCACUCUCGUUCUCUCCUCUCUUUCUCCCAUCUCAUUCUUGUCUCUCGUUCGCCCCUAUCGAUAACCCCUAUCAUUCUCCCAUCUCGUUCUCGCCACUCGUCCUCACCUUUAGUUCUCUUCUCUCAUUCUCCCCUCUCGUCCUCGCCUCUCUUUCGCCCAUUUAAUUCUCGUCUCUCGUUCUUUCUCGUUCUCGCCACUCUUUCUUUCAUCUCAUUCAUCCCUCUUAUUCCCCCCUCUCAUUCUCCCCUUUCGUUCUCACCUCUUCGUCUCUCCUCUCGUUCUCGCCUCUCUUUCAUCUCAUUCCCCCUCUCAUUCUCCCCUUUCGUUCUCACCUCUCAUUCUCUCCUCUCGUUCUCGCCUCUCUUUCAUCUCAUUCUCCCCUCUCAUUCUCCCCUUACGUUCUCACCUCUCAUUCUCUCCUCUCGUUCUCGCCUCUCUUUCAUCUCAUUCUCCCCUCUCAUCCUCCCCUUUCGUUCUCACCUCUCAUUCUCUCCUCUCGUUCUCGCCUCUCUUUCAUCUCAUUCUCCCCUCUCAUUUCUCCCCUUUCGUUCUCACCUCUCAUUCUCUCCUCUCAUUCUCGCCUCUCUUUCAUCUCAUUCUCCCUCUCAUUUCUCCCCUUUCAUUCUCACCUCUCAUUCUCUCCCCUCUCUUUCAUCUCAUUCUCCCUUUCGUUCUCACCUCUCAUUCUCUCCUCUCGUUCUCGCCUCUCUUUCAUCUCAUUCUCCCCUCUCAUUCUCCCCUUUCGUUCUCACCUCUCAUUCUCUCUCCCUCUCAUUCUCGCCUCUCUUUCAUCUCAUUCUCCCCUCUCAUUCUCCCCCUUUCGUUCUCACCUCUCAUUCUCUCCUCUCGUUCUCGCCUCUCUUUCAUCUCAUUCUCCCCUCUCAUUCUCCCCUUUCGUUCUCACCUCUCAUUCUCUCCUCUCGUUCUCGCCUCUCUUUCAUCUCAUUCUCCCCUCUCAUUCUCCCCCUUUCAUUCUCACCUCCUCAUUCUCUCCUCUCGUUCUCGCCUCUUUCAUCUCAUUCUCCCCUCUCAUUCUCCCCUUUCGUUCUCACCUCUCAUUCUCUCCUCUCGUUCUCGCCUCUCUUUCAUCUCAUUCUCCCCUCUCAUUCUCCCCUUUCGUUCUCACCUCUCAUUCUCAGCUCUCGUUCUCGCCUCUCUUUCUCUCAUCUCAUUCUUCCCUCUUAUUCUCCCCUCUCAUUCUCUCCUAUAAUACUCCCCUCUUCGUCUCUCGUCUCGAUCUCACCUCUCUUUCUUCCAUCUCAUUCUCGUCUCUCGUUCGCCCCUUUCACUAUCCCCAAUCAUUCUCCCCUCUCGUUCUCCCCUCUCGUUCGCGUUUCUUAUUCUCCCCAGUCAAUCUCUCCCCUCGUUCUCUUCUUUCUUCCUCUUUCUCAUUCUCUCCUCUUAUUCGUUCUUAUUUUUCUUCUUCGUUCUUCGCUUUCUCCGUUUUACAUUUUUAACGUCAACAGGAAUAUUGUAGCCAAUAUCUAA
Acanthosepion pharaonis is the source of this 1587-nucleotide messenger RNA. The record is from the annotation of a GenBank genome assembly. Lineage: Eukaryota; Metazoa; Mollusca; Cephalopoda; Sepiida; Sepiidae.